CUUCUUGGAUUGCAACGUGUAGGGAAUCCUAAUUUAAAAGAUUAUGUUGUCUGAGAGGGAAUUAUUACUUUAGUGUCGAAUUAGUAUUUUAAACCUCACAAUACAAAUACACAUAUUUCCAUAACUGUACUUAUAGCAUAGAAUAUUAUAGUCUAGCAAUCAGCACAGUACCUGUAGUCAGGGCAUAUAACAUACUCCCUAUGCAUAUAUCCAUAUGCGUUUUGUUUGCCAACACUUUAGCAUGAUCCAGUGCUAGACCCUGGGAUUUCUUUGGACUUAUCGGUUAAAAAGAAUGACAUAAUUUGUCCACUGGUAUUAAGAAUUUGUCAAUCGUAAUUACUUGUGGUUUUCUGAUUAAAUCUAUGGAACUAGAAACAGUAUUUAAACACCAGCAAUUCACACACAGACUCCACAUGAGCAAGCUGAUUUCUUGGCUAUUGCACUGUUCAGCUGAUCACUGUGCAAAGGAAAGGGUUCUUCACCAAAAUGAAACUGCUGUUCUUCUCCUGUGUUCUGAGUAUUGCCAUUGCUGUCCCAGUACCUCUGGAUGACAGUGAUGGCAGUUCCAGUAGAGAGCGGCUGUCAUAUCGAUUCCCAUUUUAUCCACGGGUACCUCAGUUUCUUCCACCAUCCCCUCCGAUUCCACCUAUCCCAUUUCCACAGCCUCCACCAUCCCCUCCGUCUUCUAACUAUUUCUAUAUUCCACCAUCUCCGGUAAGUUUUCUCUAUAACAUGUUCCUUCCAUGUAUAGUGUCUUUCACUCUAAGAGGAUUGUGAAUGCGCCUAUUGUUACAUUUACACAGGCAAUGCAUAGGUCAAAGGUGAAUUCUGUAACUUUUUUGUCUCGAUAUGUAGUUAUGAUAAAGAUGCAGCCUAAUUGUACAUGGUGAAGGGAAAAAAUGGUAUUUCCUUUUAUUUAACUUUGCUGCUUUCCUU
This is a messenger RNA of Gavialis gangeticus (Gharial), 936 nucleotides long. Its product is annotated as sulfated surface glycoprotein 185-like. Bases 487 to 777 code for a protein of 96 amino acids. The record is from RefSeq and is a predicted model, not a curated record. The transcript has 5 exons. Lineage: Eukaryota; Metazoa; Chordata; Crocodylia; Gavialidae.